GCUGAACAUUGUUCUUUGUGAGUUUUGAAAGCCUUCCUCUUGAUUUCAACUCUGAACUCACUUGGCUUUGGAAGAAGAUAUUGCUUGUCUUGGUAGUUUGGGGAAGAACCUGAGGUGAGAGUCAUGACAGGUGGGACCAGCAGGACUUGAAGAUGCCAGGGCCCUGAAGGCUUGAGGAUCAGGCUAGUUUGUAGUAGUAAAUGCGGUGAUAAAAACCCACACAUAGAUCCAUCAAGUUAGAACUGAAAAAGCAGAUAUGAACACAUCUUUCUGGAUGCUACAGAACACUAACAAACCAGAUUUACUCUGUGGAAGGUCAGAGGACUAUAGCAUGGCCACUGGGCACUUCCCACUGCUCAUCUGUUCCACGGUUGUUUUGGGAGGAUUUCUGAAGUUUUAUUUAAGGAAUCACGAAGUCAUUGUCUUGACAAUUCUUUCUCUGUUGGGAUUUGUGAUAGGACAGGUGGCCUUCCAUACGCUUGAGGUGCACAAACUAGUGUACCCUCUACUAAGAACCUCAAGUUUUUCACUUUUUUGCUACUUUUCACCUUUAAUUUUAUUUAUGGCUGCUUUGGAUGUGGACUUUAAUUUACUCAAGAAUGUGUUUUGGCAGGUCUUGUUAAUGGGAUUUAUCAGCUUUGUUACAGCACUCAUCAUUACUGGAUUUGUGGUUCUGAAAUUUAACAAAUAUUCUUGGAAUCUGCAGUAUUCCCUGCUCUUUAGCUUGACCCUGGUCGUCAUAGAUCCCAUUAAUUCUGUGAAUUUCAUGAAAAAUAUAGGUAUUUCCAAAAUGCAUACUGAUAUCAUCAGAGGAGAAUCAAUGAUCAUCUUUAGCUUCACAUCCAUUUUUUUUGGAAAUUUCCGGAGCAAUCUAACUAGUUUUUUCAUGAUUAAGGAGUUGCACAUUAUCGUGGCUCUCUGUUUGAGCGCUUUGGGAAGCACCUUUUGUGGAUAUUGGUGUGCAAAAUUCAUUCAGUUCAUAAUGAGUGAUCUUUUCAGCAACACACUGACUGCUGUGGUUCUCUGUUUCUCAAUGGUAUACCUGAUUUUCUACACUGUGGAAUUUUUCGGAAUGUCAGGAGUGGUUGCUGUUGUCACCGUCGGACUGCAAUUAGAUUCCUUAAGCUUUAAACCGAGGAUUGAAUUAAUAAUUACUCAGUUCCUAGUAAUAUUUUCAUCAGUAUACCAACAUUUAAUAUAUACUUUUUUUGGCAUAAUAAUUGGAUGUGGAGAAACUAAUUACUUAGGAUUCCACUCUGUUAUUUUCAUUUUCAUCUUGUUUGCAACACUGAAUGUAGUAAGAUUGGUGACAAUCAUUUUGGUAAGCCCUAUUCUGAUACAUUCCAGUAAUGAAUUUAACUGGAGGUGGGGAGUUGUAAUGGCCUGGUCUGGAAUUAAAGGAAGUCUCAACUUACUCUUGGCUCCUGAUAUAUAUAAUGUGGCAGAAGAAAAAAUAAAGUCACCAGAAAUGUUUAUAGUGUAUAUACAAGUGAUAUCAUUAAUCACGAUGGGAGUGAAUUCAUACAUGAUGGCUCAGUCAGCCAAGAAAUUAGGUUUGUGUGCUAUUUCCCUUCCAAGACAAAUGGUCAUGCAAAAUACCAUUAAACACAUACAGGAGAUAAUACAGAAUACGAUCACCUUAAAUAAAACAGAGAAAAUUUUGACAAAUGUUAACUGGAGCAUAGUAGAAGAAAAAACAAAGAUGGAGUACAUUGUUCCAUUAGAUACUGCUCAGUUAUCUGAAGUUUCCCAUGAUAAAGAGGAGGAGGAGGAGGAAUCUCCAACAGAACAUAUUUUCCUAGAAGAAGCUAGAGUGCAUGUAGCUAUGAUACAAAUGAGUAGCUUUGAAAAACAGUAUAACGAUGGAAUCCUCAGUGUCGAGGCAGCACGGAUAUUAAUUGGGGCUAUCAAAAGCUAUUGCCCUAUUAAAGGAAAAUUCAUGAGUAUUUAUGAUGUUUCAACUUACAUAAGAGCUAGAAGUUGGCUUGUGAAGUUUAAAAACAUUUUAGCUUUCCUAGCCUAUCGCAGAGAUAAAAUGCCUCAAUGCUUAUAUGAGAAUAAUAAAAUUCUAAAUAUUAUAUAUCAAAUAGUUUAUUCAGAUGAAUUUGAAUAUGUAGGACAUAUUGUAGCAUUAUUGUACCUAUAUCCUUGGAUAGUGCAUCUAUGGCCAAUGGCAAGAGAGCUCAAUGUGUCAGCACUAAUAUCAACGAACGACUAUUUUGUUUUUUUAUAUUCAUUGCAAACAACUUUAAAGAUAAUAAUUUUUAAGAGAAGAUAUUUUCAUCAAUAUUGGAACAUUUUGGAAUUUAGUAUCACACUUUUGUCAAUCAGUGAUGCAAUCUGUUUAUAUUUCAUCAAAAUGAGACCAGACAACAUUACUUUAAUUCAGAGUGUAGUGAUAAUAGGGUAUUUCAGAGUGAUGAGGUUCCUCCCUCUCAUCAAGAUCGCAAUACCACUGAUGAAAAGUACUGUGGAAGUGCAAAUCAAAAAGCGUCUCAGCCUGAUGUACAGUAUCACAAAAGGUUAUGUCAAAAGCCAAGAUGAUGCCAAGAUUGUGAUAAAGCAGAUCUCUAGUGUAGAAUCAGUAAAUCAGAAAAUAUAUGACAUCCUGGAAACCAAUAAGCGAGACGCAAUCAAGCAACUAGGACUCAUAGAGCAUGAGUGUCGUGACGUGGUCAUAGCUUUGAAGACCAGGCAGGCGAUCCAGAACGUGAUCACUAAAGCUCUGAACAAUCUCACUUUCCUUUGGUCCAGAGGCAUCAUUGACAAGCAUGACGGUGUCCAGAUGAACAAGGUCCUUCUUUCAAAAAUAAAAACACUGAAUCAAUUCCCCAUGACAAUCCCACCCCCUACUCCUGAAAAAUAUCUUCACAACAUUGUCUGGCUUGAAAAUAAAGAUGUUCUUAUUGAGUUCUUCAAGGAGAGAGCCAGGCUUGCGUAUUUUGACUAUGGAGACACCAUUUGUACAGAAGGUGAAAUGCCACAAGGAAUCUACCUGAUUAUCUCAGGAAUGGCCAUUUUGCAUGGUUCACCUCCUUCCUUUGGGAUAGACAGUACUCUAAAGUCCUCCAGAGAGUCUCAAACCAUGUUUACAGAGUACUGUACCAGUGGGGACAUAAUUGGAGAGCUGAGCUGUCUGCUUAAGCAUGGAAGUGAAUAUACUGCCAUCUGUGAGACGACUUUACAGGCCUGUUUUAUCUCUCUGGAGGAUUUGUACGAGGGCUUUGAUGUCUUCUGGCCAUCUCUGGAAUAUAAAAUAUGGCUAAAGCUUGCUCUUGGUAUUGCCAACCAGUAUUUUGAAUCAAGUCUUGCAGAUGAGGACUUGACCUUCCAAAAGUGUGUGAUGUUAAAUCAGGCCUAUGUGGAGACACUGUCCAGCUACAAUGAGAUGACUAUUACCACCACCAUGAAGUGUGUCAUCAUCGUGCAUGGCAGCGUUAUUGACACGAAGACGGAGAUGCCUUACCUUGCACCUUGCAUCUUAUCUAAAACCUGUGAGCAGAUCCAGUUAACAAAGGUUUUCAAAUGACCAAGAAUACAACUGGAGAAGAUGAGCUGAAAACUGGACCUUGUUCUAAAAUUUUUAAUGUCACCAUUGUAACAUAUGAACUGCUCUGUGAUAUAUGACAUGGGAUGUUAUCCUAUCUGUUAUGCCAGAGUGCUGAAAGAUCUGCCAUCUUACAUGUUGCUGAAUCGAUUUACUGCUGCUUUUCAAGCGACUGGUACACUGCUGCAAGGCUCUAAUGCAUUACAGUCAAGAUGUUUAAAAAAUUCUUCAAGAUAACAAUUUCCAGAAUAAAUUUACUUCCCCUUCCAAAUUUAGCAAAUAUUGGGGGAGAGGUGGGGAAAUGGGCCUAUGUUCCACAAUCUCAGUUACUCAAAAGUCCAGGUGACAUGAAUAAUCAUAUUACAUAAAACUACUCUGCAUCAGCUGUCACUGCAUUUAGAAAA
Molecule: messenger RNA, 3951 nt
Organism: Erinaceus europaeus (western European hedgehog)
Lineage: Eukaryota; Metazoa; Chordata; Mammalia; Eulipotyphla; Erinaceidae
Gene: SLC9C2
Product: solute carrier family 9 member C2 (putative)
Exons: 27
Coding region: 257-3529 (1090 amino acids)
Biological process (GO): proton transmembrane transport
Cellular component (GO): membrane
Molecular function (GO): sodium:proton antiporter activity
Source: RefSeq, a predicted model, not a curated record